This is a messenger RNA of Amaranthus tricolor (Joseph's coat), 1425 nucleotides long. RefSeq lists its product as uncharacterized. Gene Ontology annotation, biological process: DNA integration. The record is from RefSeq and is a predicted model, not a curated record. Bases 1 to 1425 code for a protein of 474 amino acids. Gene Ontology annotation, molecular function: nucleic acid binding. The transcript has 4 exons. Lineage: Eukaryota; Viridiplantae; Streptophyta; Magnoliopsida; Caryophyllales; Amaranthaceae.
AUGACGUUAAGAGCGAAUCGAAAGAGUCUAUACCCUGAUAAGUGUGUAUUCGGGGUCACCAGGGGCAAAUGCUUAGGAUUUUUUGUGGAUGAGGGGGGUAUUGAAGCCAACCCUGACAAAAUCCAUGUUGUCCUUAACAUGAAAUCAACGUCAUCUGUAAAGGAGGUAAAACGCCUAACCGGUUGUAUUGCCGCCUUAAGUCAUUUUAUGUCAAAAUCAGCCGAUAGAUGUUAUGCUUUUUUCAAAGUACUAAAUUUCGUACUUGUCGCAGAAAGAGAGAAGCAUCAAUUGCCUAUUUACUACAUAAGCCAUGCAUACAGAGGCUCUAAAUCUAAGUACAGCCCGAUCGAGAAAAUAGUUUACGCUCUAGUCAUGGCAAGUAGGAAUUUAAAACCGUACUUCCAAUCACAUCCUGUUGUUGUUCGCACCUCUCAACCAGUCAAGAAAGUCUUGGAAAGUAGAAAUCAAUCAAAAAGAAUGGCUGACCGGGCCAACCAACUUGCUGAUUAUGGAAUAGAAUUCGAACCUAGGACUGCCAUUAAGGCUCGAGCCUUAACUGAUUUCAUCGCCGAAACCUCAGGAGCAAAUGAAGAGGUUCAGAAUGACGAACCUUGGAAGUUAUAUGUAGACGGUUCAUCCACCAGAUCAUGUAAUGGAGCAGAACUUCUAAUCAUCACCCCCGCUGGGGCUAGAAUGGAGCAUUCAAUGAGAUUUGAGUUCACCGCUACUAACAAUGAAGCCGAGUUAGAAAAUGCCCAGGUUGAUGCCUUAUCAAGGCUUGCUAGUUCAACCAUCAACAAUGAACCGAGGAACAUAGUAUGGGAAGUCCUCCUAACUCCCAGCAUUAACGCCUUUGUGGGCCAUGUUGAUAGAACUGACUCUUGGAUGGAUCACUACAUCAAAUUCUUGAGAGACGGAGAACUCCCUGAGGAUCCAGUGAUGGGACCCAUGAUAUUGAAAAAGUCAAAAUGGUUCGAGUGGUAUGAUGGGGCUCUUUACAAGAUGUCAUACACCCACCCUCUUCUGAAAUGUGUUACCCCCUCUGAAGGCAACUACAUCCUCUGCGAGAUACACGAAGGCGCCUGUGGCAUUCACCAAGGAGCCAGAACUAUCAUUGGAAAGGUCCUUCGUAGUGGAUACUAUUGGACAAGUUUGAAGGCAGAUGCCGAGAAAUUAGUCAACCCUAAGUGGGGAAUACACUUGCUAGGACCUUUUCCACCUGCUACUGGCCAACGCAAGUUUGUCAUUGUUGCAAUCGACUACUUCACCAAGUAUUUUGAAGCUGAAGCUCUAAGCACCAUUACCGAUAAGAAAGUCUACCAAUUCAUUUGGCGAAACAUCAUCACUCGAUAUGGAGUUCCACGAGCUAUAAUCUCCGACAAUGAAAGACAAUUCAACAGCAACACCACAAGGGAAUAUUACUAG